Messenger RNA from Harmonia axyridis, 1773 nucleotides. RefSeq lists its product as uncharacterized. The record is from RefSeq and is a predicted model, not a curated record. The coding region runs from base 156 to 1601 and encodes 481 amino acids. NCBI's taxonomy places the organism in Eukaryota, Metazoa, Arthropoda, Insecta, Coleoptera, Coccinellidae. The transcript has 6 exons.
ACUAGCCAAUAUUGACAUUGGACGAAUUCCAUUCAAGUCUGUUGUGAGAUGGAGAUCUCAACACUAAUUUCGUUUUGGAAACUUGCUUGAAUACUGUUUACUCUUGUUCGAGAUGAAGAUUUGUUCGUUUAUACGUGAAGUUUCGGGGUUCCGUCAUGAAUGGAAAUUUUUCUGCUAGUCUGAAUAAUGUAGUGUCCAUUGACCUUGAAAAUUCUUGGGUUGCUAGAAGUUAUCAGGCUCGCUUUCAACAAAAGCAAAUGCAAGAACGAGAAGAAAAACUACUGAAGCUCUAUGAGAGUCAACAACAACGUGCCUUUGACAGGGUUGGAAGAGGAAGUGCUGGAAGUAACACAAGUAUAGGAUCAACGGGUGGAGGAAAGGUUAGGCAAAUGUUUGAGGAAAGAAGACAGAGAGCUGGUAUCGACAAAAGUUAUCCUCUUGAACCUUUAAAUGGUAAAUCAAUGGUAAAAAUCUCCAAUGGACAACAACCCGUCGUUAAAAAUUCUAGGAAAACCGUUCAAGCCACCGUUCAAAGAAGUGUCACCCACAUACGAAAUGGUAAACCUCUCAUCAACAAGCGUGAAACUAUUCAAAAAAUAUACGACAAUAACAAUGGAGUCGAAAAAUUCGAAACAAAUCAUUACAAUGAGAAUCUUCUGGAUGGCACAGAUAGUUUGGUAGAUUUGAUGAAUAGGAAUAAUAUUUAUGACAAUUUGGACGAUGAAGAAUCUCCUCCAUUGGAGACUGUUGAAGAUGAUCUUUCAUUCAUGGGAAAGCUGUCGAAUGUUGGUGGCGUUCCACCAAGCAAAAAUAGUAUAGCAGCUAUAGCCUCUACACCUCCAAAAAAAGUCAAGCAGAUAAUCACAGAAACAAGACGGAGUCCUCCAGCAAAAAUUGUAAGGAAAUCAGUCGUUAAGAGUGACACACCUAGUCGCAGAUCAAACCCUUCUAGUCAAACGCCAUCAAGAAGUGGCUCCAGUUCAAAUUCGUCACCAGUACAUAGCAUAACCAAGAUGGCAGCAACAGCAAAACCCAAUGUAUCCUCCCCCGUUCGAAGUCCAAGCAAUACUAGGCCGUCUUCCAAACAAGCUGCACCUAGAGCUGCAAUGAGCUCUGUCGUCAGAGAUGAUCUUCAAGAGUGCUCGUACUGUGGAAGAAGGUUCGCAACUGACAGAAUAAAUAAGCACGAAGAUGUAUGUGGAAAGACAGCCAAAAAGCAGAGGAAGGCUUAUGACGCCUUCAAACACAGGGUGCAGGGUACCGAAAUAGAACAAUUUGUUGUUGGUGGCAAGAAAAAAGGUGGUAAGGUUGUUCCGAAGAAAACACCAGCCGUACCUAUCGGACAAUCUAAGAAGAACUGGAGGAGAACGCAUGAAGAAUUCAUAGCAACAAUAAGAGCAGCAAAAGUAGCACAAGCACAUUUGGCUAGUGGCGGGAAAUUGUCCGAUCUUCCUCCACCGCCUCCCUCGUCUAAUCCUGACUACGUACAAUGUCCUAGCUGCGGGAGAAGAUUCAAUGAAGCUGCAGCCCAAAGACAUAUUCCCAAAUGUGCAACUUACGAAUUCAACAAACCUAAAGCGGGUGCAGCAAGAAAACGAUGAUUGUUGUACACGCGUUUGUUAUUUAUAUUGCUUUUUCCUAUUUUCUUGCCCAUAUAGAAUAAUAUAUUAUAUAUUUUUCAAAUGAAUCUAAUAUAUUUAAUGCUGAAAUUGUUAAGUGGGAAAGGUUAAAAAAAAAACUGAAAUAGCUAAUCUCAUUAAACAUUGAAGAAUA